CCAGCACGCACUACCUCUACCACUUCAUCUCUGCAUAGUCCGGCAUCCUCUAGACCAUCUUAGACCGCCAUCAUGCGUCUCUCGUUCGCCAUCCUCUUCAGCCUCCUUCCGGCCAUCCUUGCCACUCCUAUCCAUCACCAGGCCGGUCUUGCUCCUCUCAGCGUCGAGGGCAAGACGAUUGACAACUCGUACAUCAUCGUCUUUAAGAAGGACGUUACCCCUGACAAGGUCGCUCUUCACCUCAACGCCGUCCAGUCGCUUCAGUCCGCUCAUCCUCUUGUUGGCGGCGAUGACGGCGUGACCCAGGUCUGGGCUCCCCAGAAGAUGGGCGGCUUCGUUGGCUAUGCUGGCAAGUUCUCCGAUGAUGCCCUCAACGAAAUCCGCCGGUCGCCCGAGGUUGCUUACGUGGAGAUGGACCAGAUUGUCCACACCACUGACGACAUCUAUGGUGUCGACGAGCCUUUCCUUGGCUCGGACAUUGACACCCAGAAGGGUGCUCCUUGGGGUCUCGCCCGUAUCUCGCACCGCAACCGCUUGACGUUCGGCACCUUCAACAAGUACGAGUUUGACAAGCACGGCGGUGACGGCGUUACUGCGUACGUUAUCGACACUGGUGUCAACAUCAAACACGUUGAGUUUGAGGGCCGUGCCCGUUGGGGCAAGACAAUUCCUCGCAAUGACGAGGACAUUGACGGCAACGGCCACGGCACUCACUGCGCCGGCACCGUCGCCUCGGGCAAGUACGGUGUAGCCAAGAAAGCCGAGAUCGUAGCCGUCAAGGUCCUCGGCUCGAAUGGUUCUGGCACCAUGGCCGACGUUGUCUCCGGUGUUGUCUGGGCUGCGGAAGACGCGGCCAAGAACGCCGCCGCUGCUGCGCGUGAGCUCGCCCUCACCGGCAAGACCAAGUUCAAGGGCUCGGUCGCCAACAUGUCGCUGGGUGGUGGCAAGGCGCGUUCGCUUGACGAGGCUGUCGACGCUGCCGUUGAGUCUGGCCUCCACUUUGCCGUCGCAGCCGGCAACGACAACAAGGACGCGUGUGACUUCUCACCCGCUGCCUCUGAGGGCGCCGUCACCGUUGGUGCGUCGACCAUCACCGACCAGCGCGCCUACUUCUCCAACCACGGCAAGUGUGUCGACAUCUUCGCGCCCGGCCUCAACAUUCUCUCGACCUGGACUGGCGGCCCUGACGCUGUCAACACCAUCUCGGGCACGUCGAUGGCCUCGCCCCACAUCUGUGGUAUGCUCGCGUAUCUUCUCUCGAUUGAGGGUUCGGACACGUUCACAAUGCUCGCCGGACCCGAGGAGCCUGAGGAGCUCGUCGAGGCGCCCGAGUCCAUCUACGGCGAAGCGUACAAGCUUCUCCCCGAGUGGGCGCAGACGUUCCUUCCCGAGCCCGAGAACGAAGACGUGAUCGAGCUUACGCGCUCCUCCAAUCUCGGGUCCAAGGUCACGCCCAAGCGCCUCAAGAAGGCUCUCAUUGCACUCGCCACCCCCGGCAAACUCAGCGACCUCCCCUCGGGCACUGUUAACCUUCUCGCCUUCAACAACGCCACCAGCUCGUAAGCCUGAAGAAUCGUCGGAAGCAAGUAGUCAAUAGUGUUGUUCACACGGUCCCGCCGGUGCACCAUGAUGUACAGAUAUGCAGAAUGAUAAGAGUGA
Messenger RNA from Cutaneotrichosporon oleaginosum, 1659 nucleotides. RefSeq lists its product as uncharacterized. Gene Ontology annotation, biological process: proteolysis. Gene Ontology annotation, molecular function: serine-type endopeptidase activity. The record is from RefSeq and is a predicted model, not a curated record. NCBI's taxonomy places the organism in Eukaryota, Fungi, Basidiomycota, Tremellomycetes, Trichosporonales, Trichosporonaceae.